Molecule: messenger RNA, 336 nt
Organism: Prunus armeniaca (apricot)
Lineage: Eukaryota; Viridiplantae; Streptophyta; Magnoliopsida; Rosales; Rosaceae
Source: the annotation of a GenBank genome assembly
AUGAUACAAGGGCUCUAUGAGUGUGGCAUAUUUAGCAUUUUCCUUCAUGGAAGCAAGAUUCCAGAUUGGUUUAGCUACAGGAGCAUGGGCAACUCUGUGUUGUCUAUUAUCAUACCUUCACAUCUCCACCGGAAGAUUCGAGGCUUAAAUGCAUGUGUUGUGUAUACUCAUCAUCCAGAUAGGGUUCUUGGGCUUCAAAGCCAACACUUUGUUAAAGUCAGUAAUGAGACUAAAGGUCUUAAGUGGACCUAUUCCGCAGUCACAAUGGGUUGUCCAGAAGAGAAUGAAGAUACGCUAUGGCUGAGCCAUUGGUUGUUUGGCAACAAUGAAUUGUAA